Molecule: messenger RNA, 615 nt
Organism: Medioppia subpectinata
Lineage: Eukaryota; Metazoa; Arthropoda; Arachnida; Sarcoptiformes; Oppiidae
Source: the annotation of a GenBank genome assembly
AUGAAGAAACAUUUGUUGGACUACUUGAAGACAAUCGACCAAAACAUCUCGAUAUCUGUGUAUCGUUUUGGUGGCAAACAUAUCGGCAGUCGUGUCCCAUCGUAUCAAUGGUUACUUAAAGCUCUGGAGUACUCAUGUCAUGGUAUCCCGUGGUUUGCCAUCACUAUUAUCUCAUUGUAUUUGAUCCCAAACAACAAGACUGUCGCCCAACUAUUGAUAGGUCUUUGUUUGGACAUAAUUUUUGUGGCCGUAAUAAAGGCGACGACUCGUCGCCGAAGACCAGGCUAUGCUCGACAGGACGACCAGAUGCUAGUCAUAGGACCGGACAAACACUCGUUACCGUCGGGCCACUGCUCGCGAGCCACAUAUGUGGCCCUCUUCUGCGCCAAUCACUCCUUUAUGUCGUUAAUCAUAUGGAUGUGGUGUCUGUGUGUCUGCACAUCGCGUGUACUUCUUGGCCGACACCAUGUGUUUGAUGUGAUCGCCGGCGUGUUUGUCGGGUAUCUGUUAUAUUGUAUUCAAUAUAUCAUUUUGACACCAAUUGAUACACUCCUCUUGUGGACAGUCAGUGCCUUAUUUAAUGUCGGCUUCACUGAUACCAAUGAUUUUGAUUAA